UCAUCGCAAAGAGUUUUCUCAAGAGCGUGUGUUCUGCGAGCACCAUGCCUGAGGCAGACUCGUCUGGCUAGCUCCAACCCUAAAUCCGCCUCUUCUCCNGACAGACACACAAAACGUGAGUCGCACUUUCGCACUCAAAAGCAAUCUACACCACAGUCUCAACCUGAGCAGCCCAAGAAACAUAAGACUUUGGCUGAGAUGGACGAGGAGCUUCGCCAGAAAAUGGCUGGCCACUCUGGUGAUGGUGGUGACGCUGGAGUUGAAUAUGAAGACGGUCAACCUGUCUCCAUGAAGCGCUCUGUCAAGAACAACAUGUUCCGCUACAUCUAA
Messenger RNA from Aureobasidium musti, 330 nucleotides. Lineage: Eukaryota; Fungi; Ascomycota; Dothideomycetes; Dothideales; Saccotheciaceae. The record is from the annotation of a GenBank genome assembly.